This is a messenger RNA of Blepharisma stoltei, 219 nucleotides long. The record is from the annotation of a GenBank genome assembly. NCBI's taxonomy places the organism in Eukaryota, Ciliophora, Heterotrichea, Heterotrichida, Blepharismidae.
AUGAAGGGAUCUUUUUCGACAGAAAAGGCUCUCAUUUCUUUAUACUUGCUCUCUGUGGAGCCUUUUCAAUUGGGUCAUUCUCAAAUGAAAAUCAGCAAUUCUUGACAAAAUCACUUAGCAGCUGAGGCUGGUAUACCACUCUCCAUUUUUCGAACACGCAUUCUGGAGCUGCUGACAAAAAAAAUCAAGCCACCACUAAAAAGCGGAAAUAGUUCUUAG